AUGGCCGCUAUUAGUUCUCCUUGGUACCCAGGUUCAGUUUCUGAUGCAGUGGCGGAAGCGAAUUCAAAGAAUGCCGUGUUCCUUGUGUAUAUAUAUGAUGAAAGCGAAGACAGUCAGCGCAUGACCGAAAUAACUUCACGACCCAAGGCAGCAGCAGCCAUCAAAGAUAAUACAAUCGCAUUGAAGCUCGCUCGUGUUUCAGAAGAGGCGAAUUUGUUUGGUCAACUUUGUGCUUCCAAUUGUACAAGUGCCUUGCAUAUAUAUGAUACGUUCUGGAACGCAAGCACAGCAUCAGAGCUAUCACUGGCCGAAUCAUCCUCAAUGCCGUCGUCAUCUGAUAACCAAACAACGUCAGCCAUAAUAGCUUCGGAAGGACAGAGCUCCAAUCAAGAAGACGAGAAAAAGAUUAAAGCUGAUAAAUUAAAAAAACUAGUCGAGGAACGACGCCGGCAGAGAGAGAAGGAAAAACAAGAGGCUGACAAACAACGCGAAUCCAAUCGGCGUGCGCAAGGUCGCGCGCUGCAGCAAGCGUAUGUUCACCAAGAAGAUGCAAGAGAUAAGAAAGCGGCAGCCGAUUAUGCAAAGCAACGAAAAGAGGAAGCGGAAGCCAGACGUCGGGUGAAGGAACAAAUCGAAGCAGACAAGGUCGAGAGACAUGCGAGAAAAUUAGCUGAGAUUGCUUCGAGACAGGAACAGCAGCAACGAGUAGAAGGGGAAUCGCACAAAACAUAUGUUGAUGAACAGAACAGAUUGUUGAGUUAUGAACAUUGUGUUCUUAAUAUACGUUUGCUUGACGGGGAUACAAUACGCAAUAAGUUUGGCACGUCGACGACGUUGCUGGAUGUUACAAAAUGGGUUGAAGAGAAUCGAACAGACGGGGCAGCACCAUUUUCUCUGAUUCAACCAUUUCCAUAUCAUCAAUUCACUGCCGAGGAAAAACUGUUGACCUUAUACGACCUUAAUCUUUGCCCGAAUGCUACACUAGUAUGUAAACCAGCAAAGGUUGUCGUUGGCGCAUAUGAUCCAGCAGGGAAUACUUGGAGAAUAUUAGAGUACAGUUUCAGGGCUGUUGGGGGAAUCAUGAGAAAUGUCAUAGGGCUAGUGUGGAAUGCAGUAGGCUAUUUAAACCCAUUUAGAUAUUCUCAGCGUGAGAGUCCAAGCAGAGGAAGAAGAGCAAAUGGAGUAGACGGAGCAAUAAGCGAGCGACAAAAACAAGAAGAAGCGCGAUUGCUGAGAGAACAGCAGCGACGUGAAGAAGUAGCAAAGAGUAGUCGUGUUAUUGAGGAAGUGGAAAUGAGGUGGGUAUUAGAUGAAAAUAAGGGAAAGGCGAAAUGA
Molecule: messenger RNA, 1335 nt
Organism: Paraglomus occultum
Lineage: Eukaryota; Fungi; Glomeromycota; Glomeromycetes; Paraglomerales; Paraglomeraceae
Source: the annotation of a GenBank genome assembly